Molecule: messenger RNA, 582 nt
Organism: Aspergillus terreus NIH2624
Lineage: Eukaryota; Fungi; Ascomycota; Eurotiomycetes; Eurotiales; Aspergillaceae
Exons: 2
Coding region: 1-582 (193 amino acids)
Source: RefSeq, a predicted model, not a curated record
AUGGCCUUUCCCCCGUCAGCCGGUAGCCUCCCUCCCAGUGCAUACCAGCAGCCUGGGAGUCCCGACGACUCAACAGGGGCGCGGGUGACGGUGAACUCGAGCAGCAAUUACACGGCGUAUAUCCGGCAGCUGCAGAAAUACCCGUAUUUCGAGUAUAGCUGGGAUCAGCCUGACCCUGUGCCGGAGGAUCUUCUCCUGCUAUUCUCCGAGUUCCUAGAAAAAUACGGACUGGAGGACGUCGGAUACAAUGUCUACUACGGGGCGCAAGGCUUGUCCAACGUGUUGGAUCAGUUGACCGUCAACGUGUUCAAGAUCUUCGAUGGAUCCUUCAUCGAUGCGCUGCACGGCGGUGACGUGAAAGGCCUCCAUACCAACGGGGAGAUCUACACCAGGGUGGGCUGCACGGCUCGGGGCGGACGUUCUGUUCUCGUCGCAGUAGUGGCGGCCAGCCGGCCGGCCAACGGCACGGGGGUCCGGCUGGUGGUGCAGACACCCACCGGGCACAAGCUGAUCAUGGCGUCGAAGCUACUCGUCAGUAUCCCACCGCUCUUGAAGAAUAUGCAGCCAUCCGAAUCGACCUGA